Strigops habroptila (Kakapo) is the source of this 6582-nucleotide messenger RNA. RefSeq names its product transmembrane channel like 1 (gene TMC1). The coding region runs from base 917 to 3700 and encodes 927 amino acids. Gene Ontology annotation, cellular component: plasma membrane. The record is from RefSeq and is a predicted model, not a curated record. The transcript has 24 exons. Gene Ontology annotation, molecular function: mechanosensitive monoatomic ion channel activity. NCBI's taxonomy places the organism in Eukaryota, Metazoa, Chordata, Aves, Psittaciformes, Psittacidae. Gene Ontology annotation, biological process: detection of mechanical stimulus involved in sensory perception of sound; vestibular reflex.
CCGGCGUGGGGCGUGGCCGAGGCCGAGGCUGCGUGAGGCGGCCGGCCGGCCUUGGCUUGCGGGGAGGGCUGGGCCGGGCUUCCCUUCCUUUCCCUUCCUUUCCCUUCCUUUCCCUUCCUUUCCCUUCCUUUCCCUUCCUUUCCCUUCCUUUCCCUUCCUUUCCCUUCCUUUCCCUUCCUUUCCCUUCCUUUCCCUUCCUUUCCCUUCCUUUCCCUUCCUUUCCCUUCCUUUCCCUUCGGCGAAGCGGUCUCUCGCUGUUAGGUGCCCAAGCCCGCCACGGGAGGCGUGCGGUGUGUCUCAGUGGGGGCACGCUCUGGCGUUUCGGAGGAUAGGGAUGCUUACUUCGGCUUCUGAACGCUCUCUGUGUGAGCGCCCCGGCUGCGUCCCGGGGCUCUUCUCUGCCUGCAGUUUUCACGUGUAAAGCGUAAAGUGUACGGCAAAGCUCAUCUUUUUCCUCGUUUGUGAGAGAGAUGUCUCCUGAGACCCAAAAGCUUCAGAGAAAUAAUGAAAAAAACCAACCCAGAAGGAAUAAAGAAGUAGCCACACAUUUUAUGUAAUUCACAACUUCAGAAGAAGGAGGUGAUUUUGGGCCUCGUGUUGGUCUGCUCAAUGGAAUCACAGAUAACAAGCCCAACAGAGGAAUCUUGGAUUCACAAACUGAUUUGUGAUAUUUACCAACACAUGAAGUGAACAAGUUUUCUGCUGCAGAAAGCCCCAUUUAGGACCAUAUUAUGACACCAAGACAGAGCUCUGCUCUCCUCGUUGGCAAGCCUCACAGUCAGUGAAACUUCACCAGCGCCAUCCGUUCAGUGACAGACAGGACGAUGUUGAUGUGGUACACUUUACCUUGAACCAGUCAACCUUCAGCCGAUCUCUUGUAUGGUGGCAGCUGGAGCAGCCCUGUGAAAUAGUCACGAUGCCUAAACAGGAAAAGCCAAACGACAUUGAAGAAAAUGUUGGCAGUGAUGUUGACAGUGAAGAAGGGAGUGCAGCUGAGAAUGAAGAAAAUGUCAAAGUAACAGAUAAAGGGGGGAAGAGAUCAACACCAAGAACCAGAAGGGGACAUGCUAGAGUGAGAGCCAGGUGUGGUGGUGAGGAGGAUGAGGAUGAUGAAGAUGGUACAAGGAGAGCUGGGCAUCGCAGGCACAGAAACCGUAGAGGACGGGGACGAGCAGCUAGAAAUGAGGGCAGUGACUCUGAAGGUGACCCUACCAGGAAGAACCAAGCAAAUGAGAAAUCCAAGGAAGAUUAUGAAGAGGAAUAUGAGAAAGGGGGUAAAAGUGGGAAAGGCAAAGACAAGAAACAGGACAAAAAGCCUGAUAAGAAAGGGAAAAAAGAGAACGCCAACAAGAAAAAAAAAGACAAAAAGAAAUCAGGAUCUGGCUCUGAUUCUGACUCUGAAGAGGAACCAAUUACAGAGGAGGAAUUGGCCAAGUUGAAAGAAGAGGUAGAAGAAAAAAAGAAACUAAUCGCCACACUACGAAACAAGCCAUGGAAGAUGAAAAAGAAAUUGUCUGUCCUGAAGGAAGCCCAGCUUUUUGUUGAAAAGUUUGAAGGUGCUCUUGGAAAAGGAAAAGGGAAAAAAUUCUAUGCAUACAAAGUGAUGAUGACCAAGAAAUGGAUGAAAUUUCAGAGAGAUUUUGAGAAUUUUAAGACAGCUUGCAUACCCUGGGAAAUGAAAAUUAAGGAGAUUGAAAGACUUUGUGGAAAACACACAUUGCUGGGUUUGGACAAGGAGAACCGCUUCAUUGCACUGCUGAAAUUUAUGCUGUGCAUGACAAUCUGCAUGCCAAUGCAUAGUAUGACGAGGCUGUGGAUGCAGGAAAAGAUGGGUCACUUUGGCUCAUCAGUAGCAUCUUAUUUCAUAUUCUUGCGCUGGAUGUAUGGAAUAAACAUGAUUCUCUUUGGACUGACCUUUGGACUUGUAAUGGUGCCUGAGGCUUUGAUGGGGAAGCCAUACGGCUCUUUACCUAGAAAAACUGUCCCAAGAGCUGAAGAAGCAAGUGCUAUGAACUUUGCUACUCUCUGGGAUUUUAGUGGCUUUGCACAGUAUUCUGUACUCUUUUAUGGUUACUACAAUAACCAGAGGACAAUUGGAUGGCUCAAGUUCAGGAUGCCUCUUUCAUAUUUUCUUGUUGGUGUUGGGACUAUUGGCUACAGCUUUAUGAUUGUCAUUCGAACAAUGGCAAGGAAUGCAAAUGAUGAUGGUGGUGGGGAUGAUACUAGUUUUAAUUUCAGCUGGAAAAUGUUCACAAGCUGGGACUACUUGAUUGGAAAUCCUGAGACAGCAGAUAAUAAGUUUGCCUCCAUCACGACAAGCUUUAAGGUGAACAUGGUUAUGUCACUUUUAGGAAUGUUCUGUCCAACUUUAUUUGAUGUAAUCAGUUCUCUGGAAAACUACCACCCUCGAAUAGCUCUAAGAUGGCAGCUGGGACGAAUCUUUGCUCUUUUUCUUGGCAAUCUCUACACUUUCAUUAUUGCCUUAAUGGAUGAAAUCAAUCUCAAGUUGGAAGAAGAAAAGAUAGUCAAGUAUAACAUGACAAUAUGGGAAGCUAGUCUGUACAAUGGUACUAUUCCAGAAAAUUCGACUGCUCCUCCAAUACAGGUGGACCCUGCAGAUGUCCCCAGAGGGCCGUGCUGGGAAACAAUGGUAGGACAGGAAUUUGUGCGGCUGACUGUCUCCGACACAAUGACAACAUACAUCACAAUUCUAAUUGGAGAUUUCUUGAGAGCUGUUUUUGUUAGGUUUUUCAAUUACUGCUGGUGCUGGGACUUGGAGUACGGAUUUCCAUCGUAUUCUGAGUUUGAUAUAAGUGGAAAUGUGCUGGGACUGAUCUUUAACCAAGGCAUGAUCUGGAUGGGAUCUUUUUAUGCUCCAUGUCUCCCAGCGAUCAACGUGUUCCGCCUCCACACUUCGAUGUACCUGCAGUGCUGGGCAGUGAUGUGCUGCAACGUCCCCCAAGAGAGGGUCUUCAAGGCUUCCAGAUCCAAUAACUUCUAUAUGGCCAUGCUGCUUUUCAUCCUCUUUCUCUCCACACUGCCUGCUGUGUACACCAUUGUCUCCAUCCCACCAUCUUUUGACUGUGGUCCUUUCAGUGGGAAGACUAGAAUGUUUGAAGUCAUAUCAGAAACUCUGGAGCAUGACUUCCCUUCCUGGUUUGGGAAGGUGUUUGGUUAUGCCUCUAACCCUGGACUCGUCCUACCUUUUAUAUUGCUGAUGGUCCUGAGUAUUUAUUAUCUCAAUGCUACAUCCAAAUCCUACAAGGAAGCAAACUUGGAACUUAAAAAGAAGCUACAAAGUCAAGCAGAAGAAAAUAAAAGAAGAAAUAAACAAAAGGCACAAAAAUCAAAUGAACAAGAUGAAAAUUCAUUUGAAACAGAACCACCACAGCAAACAGGAGGCAAACAAGAUGAAUCCACCCCAAACCAAGACAAGAAGAAAGGACAGGGUGGCAAUGAAGUGAAGAGGACAGGACAGCCACAAGAAGCCAGCUCCUCUCAGGCGCUCCAGCAUGCAGGCCUUGACCUGAACGGCCACUAUCUCCCACAGAGCAGAGGAGGAAACCUUCCACCCCCAUCCAUAGCUGUCACCAGGCCACCAGCGCCCAGGGGAUAUGGAAUGCUGGGCUAUCCACCUGGAAACACAUGCUUCCCAGGCAUGCAGCCAGGAAUGCCUAGGGGGCCUCCCAGCUACAGAUAAAGAGCCUGAAACACAGUGCAGUAUGAUGAAGUAUGCUAAGGGAUAGAAGAGCAGUCCUAAACCCAAACACACUUGCAAGUACAAAAUCCUGCCUGUGUUUGUUGUAAGUCUUCAUGUGCAUGCCCAAGCGCUUAUUUCUUUUUCAGGAGGGGAUGCUUCAGAAGGAAACAUUGCAUAUGUCUUCCUGCAUUUGAAAGCAUUGCAAAAAUGUGUUGUUUGUGUCAAUAGGUUACUAAACUUAAGGAUAUUUAUUGGAACAUAUUUAUUAGAAGAAUGAAUAAUAUUUUGUAUUCAGUUGAUUGUUUUCUUAAAAGCCUGAAAGAUCCUUAAGAUCUUUUCCUUUUUCUUAGAAGUACAGUUCAUUGGAAACAUACCUCCGUACGAAGUGUUUGGGAGUCAGUUAUAUUUAAACACUGCAUAUUUCUUGUCUUCUGUAGGUGAGAUAUGCUUACCCAAAGAUUUCAGAUUAUACAUGAGAAAACUAGGAUAUUUUCAAAAGCCGAAUGACUAUGCCUGAAGUCUUUGGGAAAGUAUUUAAAAGGUAAAAGAAAGGCAAUUUUCUGCCUGUUGCUAUGAAAAAAAAAUUAACUCCUAUCACAGUACAACUUUUAGCUAAUAAUAGUUUUAACACAUUCUGAAAGACUAAAAUUAAAUUUGAAAAAUCAAAGUGUUGAAGAAAUAUCUCAUGUGCAGAAAAACAUAUUUGAGGAAGAGACAUAAGACAGUUAUGCAAUAUUUCCCCCAAAUACUUACAGGAUUGUGUUAUGACACAGGGACACUUUGUAUUGCAUAAGAAUAUGUGCUGUAUAAUCUUCUCUGUGGAUCUGUGAUUGCAUAUUUGUAUUGGUCUCUAUAGAGUCCAGGGUAGAACAGGUCCUUAGUCUGAUAGGUUUUGUGGAAACACAGAUACCUUGUGCAGAGGUCCAUUUUGUACAAUAGAAAAACUAACCACAACUCAGUAUGAAACAAGCCUGUGACAUCACAAAACAACCUUCAUAUAAUUAAAUUGUGGAACUUUAAUUGUGUAGCUAAAUUGUGAAAAAGGCUUACAAAAAAACUCCAGUAUAGACCAUGUAUCUCCUCAAACCACAAUGGUCCAGAUCUAAUUUUCAGCUCAGGCAGUCUUUGAAUCAAUUGCCAGAACCUAGGAGGAUAAACCAAGGGAAAGUUCACUUUGUUUUGACUCUUGUACUGCUUCCUAGGAGGAUAAACCAAGGGAAAGUUCACUUUGCCUUGACUCUUGUACUGCUUCCUAGGAGGAUAAACCAAGGGAAGUUCACUUUGCCUUGACUCUUGUACUGCUUCCAUGAGCAUCUGCUAUCAGCUGGAGAUAAGAUAUUCGACCAAUCAGACCUUUAGUGAGCACCAUCAUAGCUGUUUUGUGUGUAAGUACUGAGCACUGAUAAACAGAUCAGGAGAUAAGUGGAUUGCAGUAACUACAAGGGAGAGGCUUUUCUAGUGCACAGACUGGAAAUGUUGGUACUGAGGGAGAGGACAAAUGAGUUUAGACUGGAUCAGGGGGCAUGUGUGCCUCUGGCGUGUGGGUGCAGGCAGUCUUGAACUUAGAGAUAUGUAGAGAUAAGUUCAGUGCAAAUGGUUUAAUCUUUCUCAGAUAAGAUUUCUAACCUAUGGAUUUCAGACAUGUGGGAAAAGUACAGUAAUUCAAACUAUUAAUUUGAAAUCUUCUUCUAACAUGAUUAAUUUUUAAACUGCAUAUGUUUUUAGCCCAUAAAUUUAUAAUACUGUCAGUUAAGCACAGGCCCCAGUGCUCUUGUGCUUCCAUGCUUUUAAGGUAAACCUAUUUCUACAAGCUCGGAUUGAUCUAUCAUGAGACACUGAUUUUCACAGAGGUUUUAGCUCACUGUUCUUAACAUUUCCUAAUACAAAAACAGUGCAUAUUCCUUAGGAAAAAGAAGAUUGUAUAUAGAAUAAGCUAAGAAACUGUUUUUAAAGAUGCUGUAUUACUUGGUGAUCUAUCUGUGUUUUUCAAGGGGCGUUGGAAUAAAUUGGAAUUGUAAAGAGGUUUUGAUGCAGUCUGGUUCCCUGAAAUGUAGAAGGAGGUUUAUGCUACAUGCACAGAUCUUAAUAAGGAUUCCUUGUUCUGUUGGGACUAAAAAUUUUCUGUGCGUAUUAAAGGCUUUAUCAUUAUUAGUAGGCUUAGUAUUUAAUUUUGUGGGAUUGCUUUACAUCAUGAAUGGGAGAGAAACCAACAAGAAAUCCACCAGAUCAAAUUAUUCUGAGGCAAUUUUUGUUAGAUCUGUAUGCUGUAUUGAUUUUUGACAAUAAAUGUGUUCUCAGAAUGUGGCUGUAUAUGCAGUGAUGAGCACGUAAUAGCCAGCAUGAGUAACAAUAACAAGAUGAGAUGUUGUUCAUACCCUGUGAUCAGCAUCAGACUGCUGUGACUGAAAAUGCGAUAUUUAUUCUUAUCCUUUGGUACCUCUAAGUAAAGGUUUUUCAUCACUGUGUUUCAUGAAGCUGUGCUUUCAAAGCUUCCUAGCUUAGUUCUGUUUAAUUGCUUGACAUCGUAUUGAAAACAGAAUAUCGAUUUAGCAGACAAGAUGUGAUCUUGUACGUUUCAAUGUUCUAUACUAAGUUCACCUUUAAGAAAACAUACUGUUUACUUGGUAGAAGUAAUUUUGAAACUAUUACAAUAAUUUCAAUAAUUUUGCAUUAUUAGAUUUCGAGUCACAUUUCCUUUCUGUACAACCUUUCUCUAUCUGUCUCUAAACUGAGUCUUUCAGUUCAAAUUUUUUGUAUCAGCUUUUUUUGAAAAAGCACCUCAUGCAACCUUCACCCAGCUGCUCCUCUGUCUGAGUCUUGUACUGUUCUGAACAGGUAACAAAUACUCUUGAUAACAGGAAUAAAACUUUCUGUGAUUCAAA